Lolium rigidum is the source of this 345-nucleotide messenger RNA. RefSeq names its product EPIDERMAL PATTERNING FACTOR-like protein 1. The coding region runs from base 1 to 345 and encodes 114 amino acids. The record is from RefSeq and is a predicted model, not a curated record. Gene Ontology annotation, biological process: stomatal complex development; guard cell differentiation. The transcript has 2 exons. Lineage: Eukaryota; Viridiplantae; Streptophyta; Magnoliopsida; Poales; Poaceae.
AUGGCCAUGAGCAAAUCCCCUCUCCGAGCGUUCCUCGCGGCCAUGGUUCUUAGCUUCCUCCUCGGAGCUGCAACAUGCAGCCGCACCACGACGACCCUCUCCUCUUUCCAGAACUUGGCGGAGGACAAGUCGCGGCUGGGGUCGACGCCGCCGAGCUGCCACAACCGGUGCAACGCCUGCAACCCCUGCAAGCCCAUCCAGGUGGCCACGACGCUCCCCUCGGGUUCUAGCCGGCCGUCGACGUCCCGCAGCACCGCCGACGAGGCCGCCGCCUACGCGCAGUACUCCAACUACAAACCGCUCGGGUGGAAAUGCCGCUGCGCCGGCCGCCUCUACAACCCCUAG